AUGGGUUCUCCUUGGCCGUUUGCUGCUUGGGGAAUGGAUGUUAUUGGGCCCAUAGAGCCUCCUGUGUCCAAUGGACACCGUUUCAUCUUGGUUGCUAUCGAUUACUUCACAAACGACCUGAUGAGAGAGAUUUGCAAAAGGUUUAAGAUCUCUCAUCGAAAUUCCACAGCAUAUCGACCACAAAUGAAUGGAGUAGUUAAAGCUGCAAACAAAAAUAUCAAGAGGAUUUUGAGGAAGAUAGUGGACGGUAAUAGAGAAUGGCAUGAGAAGUUGCCAUAUACUUUACUUGGAUAUCGUACCACAUUCAGAACUUCUACUGGGGCAACUCCCUACAUGUUGGUUUAUGGAUCAAAAGUAGUGAUACCUGCAGAAGUAGAGAUACCUUCGUUGAGAGUCAUUUAG
This is a messenger RNA of Capsicum annuum, 402 nucleotides long. RefSeq lists its product as uncharacterized. Bases 1 to 402 code for a protein of 133 amino acids. The record is from RefSeq and is a predicted model, not a curated record. Gene Ontology annotation, molecular function: nucleic acid binding. Lineage: Eukaryota; Viridiplantae; Streptophyta; Magnoliopsida; Solanales; Solanaceae. Gene Ontology annotation, biological process: DNA integration. The transcript has 2 exons.